Nestor notabilis (Kea) is the source of this 2773-nucleotide messenger RNA. It is a transcript of the gene ADCY1, whose product is annotated as adenylate cyclase 1 (brain). Gene Ontology annotation, biological process: intracellular signal transduction; adenylate cyclase-activating G protein-coupled receptor signaling pathway; cAMP biosynthetic process. The record is from RefSeq and is a predicted model, not a curated record. Lineage: Eukaryota; Metazoa; Chordata; Aves; Psittaciformes; Psittacidae. The transcript has 16 exons. Bases 78 to 2537 code for a protein of 819 amino acids. Gene Ontology annotation, molecular function: adenylate cyclase activity.
UGUGUAUAUAUCAGCUUUUCUGUACCAGAUUUAAUGAGCUGUAGAUUACUUCAUUUGGCCACAGGAGGAUUCCCUGAAUGAUAGUAUUGGAGAAGAUUUUAUCCUGUAAGCUUUGGAAUAUUUAUAUGAAUAGUAAAACUUUUCCUAUUCUGUUUUUAUUACAGGAAAACCACUGCAGAAGAAUAAAAAUCCUAGGGGACUGUUACUACUGUGUAUCAGGAUUGACCCAGCCCAAAACAGAUCAUGCCCAUUGCUGUGUGGAAAUGGGACUGGAUAUGAUUGACACCAUCACGUCUGUUGCAGAAGCCACAGAAGUUGAUCUCAACAUGAGAGUUGGAUUGCAUACAGGCAGGGUGCUCUGUGGGGUCCUCGGUCUCCGAAAAUGGCAAUAUGAUGUCUGGUCAAAUGAUGUGACUUUAGCCAAUGUAAUGGAAGCUGGAGGACUGCCUGGGAAAGUUCACAUUACAAAGACCACCUUAGAGUGCCUAAACGGGGACUAUGAGGUAGAACCAGGAUAUGGUCAUGAAAGGAAUAGUUUCUUGAAGAAGCAUAAUAUUGAAACAUAUUUUAUUGUGCCAUCCCAUCGUAGGAAGAUAUUUCCUGGACUGAUUCUCUCAGACAUUAAGCCUGCCAAAAGAAUGAAGUUCAAGACAGUCUGCUACCUGCUUGUUCAGCUCAUGCACUGUCGGAAGAUGUUCAAAGCAGAGAUCCCUUUCUCCAAUGUCAUGACGUGUGAGGAUGAUGAUAAGAGGAGAGCACUAAGGACAGCCUCUGAAAAACUCAGGAAUCGUUCCUCUUUUUCUACCAAUGUUGUAUACAACACUCCAGGAACUCGAGUGAACAGAUACAUCAGCCGCUUGAUAGAGGCCCGGCAAACUGAGUCUGAGAUGGCUGACUUGAACUUCUUCACCCUGAAGUACAAGCAAAUUGAACGUGAAAAUAAAUACCACCAGCUUCAGGAUGAGUAUUUCACCAGUGCUGUAGUUCUUUCACUAAUUCUAGCUGCCUUAUUUGGCCUUGUCUACCUUCUAAUAAUACCACAGAGUACCAUAGUUCUUGUUCUCCUGGUGUUCUGCAUAUGCUUCCUAGUGGCUUGUAUUAUGUACCUACAUGUCACUCGAGUACAAUGUUUUCCAGGGUGCCUGACAAUUCAGAUUCGUACCAUUUUGUGUAUUUUUAUUGUGAUCUUAAUAUACUCUGUGGCUCAAGGAUGCGUGGUCGGCUGUAUGCCUUGGGUUUGGAAUACCAAUUCCAGCAGUUCAAUAGUUAUCAUUUCUCCUGGUGGAACAAAUAAAACAAUGAACGAACUUCCGUGUGACACAGCCCACUAUGCUUUCCUUUCCUGCGUAGUGGGGACUCUCACCUUGGCAAUAUUUCUGCGUGUAUCUUCCUUGCCAAAAAUGAUUCUCCUGCUUUUUGUUACAAUUUUGUACAUAGCUAUUCUGGAACUCAGUGGUUACAGAAAAGCAGUGGGGGGUGGCUCCUUUUAUAUGCGUGGCUAUGAACCAAUACUAGCCAUUUUGCUAUUUUCUUGUGCUUUGGCACUGCAUUCCAGACAGGUGGACUUGAAGCUGCGUCUGGACUACCUCUGGGCUGUGCAGGCAGAAGAAGAGAGAGAUGAUAUGGAAAGAGUCAAGCUGGAUAAUAAAAGAAUUCUCUUCAACCUGUUGCCAGCACAUGUUGCACAGCACUUUCUAAUGUCUAAUCCACGAAAUAUGGACCUUUAUUACCAGUCCUAUUCACAAGUGGGAGUGAUGUUUGCUUCCAUCCCAAAUUUCAAUGAUUUCUACAUUGAACUGGAUGGCAAUAAUAUGGGAGUGGAAUGUUUACGCCUGUUAAAUGAAAUUAUUGCUGAUUUUGAUGAGCUUAUGGAAAAAGAAUAUUAUAAGGACAUAGAAAAGAUCAAGACAAUUGGAAGUACAUAUAUGGCAGCUGUGGGACUUGUGCCUACUUCGGGAACUAAGGCUAAAAAAUCAAUCUAUUCCCAUCUGAGUACACUGGCAGAUUUCGCAAUAGAGAUGUUUGACGUUCUUGAUGAAAUCAACUAUCAGUCUUACAACGACUUUGUCCUACGAGUUGGUAUUAAUGUUGGGCCAGUAGUGGCUGGAGUCAUUGGAGCCAGAAGACCACAGUAUGAUAUCUGGGGGAACACUGUAAAUGUUGCCAGCCGGAUGGACAGUACUGGAGUGCAGGGGAAAAUUCAGGUGACAGAAGAAGUUCAGCGGAUCUUAAAAAGGUGCAGUUAUGAAUUUGUGUGCAGGGGUAAAGUCAGUGUAAAGGGAAAAGGUGAAAUGUUGACCUAUUUCCUGGAAGGAAAGGCCGAUGGAAAUAAUGCACAAACACGGUCUUUAAACUUAGAGAGGAAAAUGUACCCUUAUGGGAGAGCAAACAUUCAAACCAAACUGGGCACCAGCUGCCCAUCGGUGUCCUCAGCUGCUAGCUUUCCUGUAAAAGCUGGAGCAGGGCAGACAUCUGCCACUCACACAAAUCAAACACUGCAUUAUCUUCCUUCUGUGCCAGCUGUAAAGGAGGCAUAAAGCAAAGGAGAUUUGGUUGUGCCAUUUGCAGUGAACUUGGAGAGCAAUGGUUGCCUGAAUUUUUGCCAAGAGAUCAGAGGUCGUAGGCCAUGGCAUUAACCAAGGACCACUACAACCCAACCAAAGAGAACUUGGGGACUGUGUAAUGAACUCUUGGGAUGGAACAUAUAAGGGCUAGCAAUUCUGUUAGGAAAAGUCAAAACCUGAUUUUCUGGAAAUGAGGAAUAUUUUCUUGG